AUACGAGACUGCGAGAGAAAAUGGAAUCAGGACACUUCAAACAGAAACUGAUCAAACAUCUGUUAGGAAUUUAAACGACAGAGACCUCUUCAGAUUCAGAGAAAAAAUUCAACCACUGUUGCAAACAGAAGCGCUGAGACAUGAAUCUGUAUGCUCAUGACCUCUCUCUUUUCGAUUUCGCUAAUUUCUCCGAUCCGAUUAUCGACCAUCAUCCUCUUCGCUCUUCUUCAUCAUCCAAUUUCUUAAUCCAUGAAAGUUAUGACUCAAGUGAUGAUGGUGAUAAUAAUAGCUACGGCGAAAAAAUUAAUGGAAAUUCGGUGAUGCCCAGGCCAAAAAGUCCGCCUAGGCACCGCCAUGACGGAACAUCACCUCUGCCUUUGGGGAUAGACUGGAGUCUUCCUCCUCGCAAAUGGGAUGGACGGGUCUCUAUUUGGCCACAUGACCCUCAUACAGGAUGGAGUUACUGUGUUACAGUUCCUUCUUGGACUUUUCUGCGAAAUUCAGGAGGUUCAGAUCCUGUGGUGUUUUACAGAGUCCAAGUUGGUAUACAAUCACCAGAAGGGAUCACCACCACUCGAGGGAUUUUGAGAAGAUAUAGUGAAUUCCUAAAGCUACUUUCUGAACUUAAGAAGACAUUUCCUGGGAAAACUCUACCUCCAGCUCCUCCAAAGAGCAUUUUCAGAAGGACAAGCGGGAGAUUACUGGAAGAGCGAAGAUGUUCUUUGGAGGAUUGGAUGGAAAAGCUAUUAUCAGAUAUUGAUGUAUCUAGAAGUGCUCCAGUUGGAACAUUUCUUGAACUAGAAGCUGCUGUGAGGUCAUUUUUUGACGAUGCAAAUCAGCAAAACCUAGAUGCAAAUUCUUCUGCUAGUGAUAUAGAUCCAUCAGCUCAAUUUCAAACCAACUCAGAUGUUUCUGUGCUGGCUGGUAGUUCAUUAAUUGCAUCUGAUUGUGGCAAUGGUUCUCCUGAGAUAUCGGAACUUGGAACUCCAAGGCAUGCAAGAGAUAGUAGUGUUGAUUUUGGCAUGGAGACUUCAACAUCCGAACAUUAUUUAGCUGAUCCAAUUGAAACAACUGGCAAAUAUGGCAUAUUUAACAGAAAAUCUAUUCUGGACAACCUAGAAAAAUUUUCCUGGCGUAAAAUCCGCACUGGAAAGGAGAAAAAUAUUAUAAGUGGAGAUGAACUUCCAGAGAAUUUAUCUGCAGCUACAUCUUUUCUUGGGGAUAGAAAUGAACCUUUGCCUGGACUAGAGUAUCAAAGAUUGGAUGGUCAUGUGCGAAGACUGUCAACAGGGAGUAUUGGUAGUGACUUAAGUUCUGUAAAAGCUAGUGAAGUUUCUAAUUUUGGGGUUCACGGUUUGUUUGGUGAUGAUUCCCUUGACGUGCUCGAAAGUGCUGGAACUUCUAAAAUAAUUGAUGCUCCAGCAAACUCAAAUUCACAGUUCCGAAAGGACUUACUAGUUGCCCUUCGAUCUGAUGAACGUCUGAAGUUGAAUAGGGUUCUUCAUACUGUGCAACAGAGACUAGCUACAGCAAAAACAGACAUGGAGGAUCUUAUAGCCAGAUUAAAUCAAGAAGUUGCCAUGAGGCAAUUCCUGACGACAAAGGUUAAAGAUUUGGAAGUGGAUCUUGAGACUACUAGGAAUAAUUGUAAAGAAAACAUGCAGCAAGCUGUUUUAAAUGAAAAGGAAAGGUUUACGCAAAUGCAAUGGGAUGUGGAAGAACUCCGUAGGCAGUGUUUGGAGUUGGAGCUGAAAUUAAAAUCUGAGCAG
Messenger RNA from Jatropha curcas, 1769 nucleotides. The record is from RefSeq and is a predicted model, not a curated record. Lineage: Eukaryota; Viridiplantae; Streptophyta; Magnoliopsida; Malpighiales; Euphorbiaceae.